Miscanthus lutarioriparius is the source of this 1047-nucleotide messenger RNA. NCBI's taxonomy places the organism in Eukaryota, Viridiplantae, Streptophyta, Magnoliopsida, Poales, Poaceae. The record is from the annotation of a GenBank genome assembly.
AUGAUUGAUGUUUUCAGCAUGAUGGAGAGGUUUGCCGAUGCUGAAGCUAUUUACCUUGAACUGAAGGCUUCAGCUUCUGUACUUGAUAUGAUUGCUUACAGUGUCAUUGUGAGGAUGUACAUUAAAGCACAGCGACUAGAGGAUGCUUGUUCAAUUUUGACAGAAAUGGAGAAACAAAAAGAAAUAAUUCCUGAUAAAUACCUUUUUCUUGACAUGCUUCGGACUUACCAAAAAUGUGGUCUUCUCGAGAAGUUGGCUGAUACAUAUUACUGGAUACGUAAGAGUCAAGUUGAAUGUGAUGAAGGCAUGUAUAACUGCAUUAUUAAUUGCUGUGGGCGGGCCAUACCUGUUGAUGAGCUGUCCAGAAUUUUUGAUGAAAUGAUUCAACAGGGACACUUAGCAAAUACUGUUACCCUCAAUGUAUUGCUAGAUAUAUAUGGAAAAGCUGGGCUUUUUAACAGGGCUGAAAAGGUCUUUAUCAUGGCUCGCAAGCAGGGCCUGGCAGAUAUCAUAUCAUACAAUACCAUUAUUGCUGCAUAUGCAAAAGGCGGCAAUUUUCUUAGUAUGAAUUAUUUUGUCCAAAUGAUGCAGGAUGCAGGGUUUCCUGUUUCUCCUGAGGCGUACAAUUGCAUGCUGGAUGCUUAUGGAAAGGCAGGGCGAUUGGAAGAGUUUGCUUCUGUUUUGCAGAAAAUGAAGAGAGCAAAAUGCAAGUUUGAUCACUACACUUACAAUAUAAUGAUCAAUAUUUAUGGGAGAAGGGGUUGGAUAGAAGAUGUUUCGAAUGUUCUUGCAGAGCUAAAGGACCGAGGUGUGGAGCCAGAUUUGUACAGUUACAAUACCUUGAUAAAAGCAUAUGGGAUAGCAAGAAUGCCUGAGGAUGCUGUCAAACUGAUGCAAGAGAUGAGGAUUAAAGGCAUCAGUCCUGAUCGGGUGACAUAUGCUAACCUCAUUAAUGCCCUACAAAGGAAUGAAAAUUUCCUAGAAGCUGUUAAAUGGUCUCUCUGGAUGAAGCAAACAGGAGUGGUAGGGUGUGGAGCUCGAGCCUGA